CGAAGAAAUUACUCCCAAUUACUUUUUACUUCCGGGUUGCGCGGUCUCAGCUUCAUUAUCCAAGCUAAUACGAGCUAGCCGCCUUUUUGUUAGCGUCAUUAGUUUGUGUAAGAAGAAAUAGGAGCCCUUUCGUCGAGAAACUGCAUAACAACUGCUUAGGUUGUUUAACCUCUCGGUGGCCGCGAUGAAUGAACAAUGAUGUUGACGUUGUGAAUAAGCGAUGUGGAUGGAAGACUUCUUGCUAAAAGCUAGCUGCAGUUACAAGUCAUCCCUCAGCAACUCCCUGAAGUGGUGCUACUGUUGUUGUUUCACGCGUAAUCCAUCAUGUCAUUACCAAAGGAGUCAGGGAACCGAGGGAAAGAUCGAGAGAGAGGGGCUCGUCCCAAGGUGAGACAGAGCCGAUCGGAGGAGAGACGAGAUGCAGGCAGUGGGCGGAAGGGUGGAAAGGGGAAGAAAAAAUGCCUCGCUUCCCACGAACCAGCAGUCGAGAGGCCGGUCAGUGACGGCUUUGAGUAUGGUGAGCUGUUGAGUGACCUAGAGAACAGGGACCAGUCUUCCCCCUCGCCUCUGAAGGAGAGUUGGAGAUGGCAGGGUUUGGAAGUAGCUGCCUCAUUACUAGGACAAGAACGGGUAACAGCCAGACCAGGACUGGGAACACUUGGCUCUGCUACAGAGUUAUCUGCACCCAGUGAAGGUGAGGGCAGAAGCUCAAGCGGCAGCCGCACUCUCCGGCAAAAAAUCCAAGAUGCAAUGGGGCAGUGUUUCCCAAUAAAAACACUCACCACAGCAGCACCAGCACCAACUCCCCAGGCUCUUUCAUCAUCGUCAUCUGCUUGUGCCUCCUCAAGGCGCAAAAUCCAUCUCAGUGAGUUGAUGUUGGAUGACUGCCCUUUCCCUGUAGGGUCCGAGCUGGCUCAGAAGUGGUAUCUCAUUAAACAGCACACGGCGCCCAUUAACCAGCCACCCAUGAUUGAUUCUGCAGUAGUGUGCAGUCCCCCAUCUUCAGCCAUGGCCACUGUGGUGGAGGACGUAGACGACAGGUUGCGAGAGCGCAGGCGCAUCAGCAUCGAACAAGGUGUUGAGCCUCCACCCAAUGCGGAGAUCCACACGUUUGAGGUGACGGCCCAAAUUAACCCUCUUUACAAGCACGGCCCUAAACUGGCUCAUGGUAUGAAUGAGUUAUCCGGGGCUGACAGAGCCUCAGUACAUCAGCAACAACAGAUUCUUCUCCAAAGACAGCAGCAGCACCAGCUCCUACUACAGAGCUGUUUGGACACCCUGGAUGAGGUGGUGGCCUCAGCCUCAGCCUCAGCCUCCGCCUCCGCGUCUGCCUCCGCCUCAGCUUCAGCCUCCGUCUCAGCCUCUGUCUCUGCCUCUGCCUCCGUCCUCGCUUGUGAUACUAUUCCCGAUCCUCUGGUUGACCCAGAGGUGACAGCGACCAGCAUGCCCUCUCGGGCUGUACUUCCUCAGACUGAGCAUCAAAACUCUCACGACGGCUACCGCAUUCACACUCAGAUCGAUUACAUUCACUGUUUAGUCCCAGACCUGCUGCAGAUCACCAACCUUCCGUGCUACUGGGGGGUCAUGGACCGCUACGAGGCAGAGACGCUGCUGGAGGGGAAGCCCGAAGGCACUUUCCUCCUGCGUGACUCUGCCCAGGAGGACUACCUCUUCUCUGUGAGCUUCCGCCGCUACGGCCGCUCGCUACACGCGCGCAUUGAACAGUGGAACCACAACUUCAGCUUUGACGUGCACGACCCCAGUGUCUUCCACGCGCCCACUGUUACGGGACUACUAGAACACUACAAGGACCCCAACUCUUGCAUGUUCUUCGAGCCCCUGCUGUCCAAUCCCAUUCACCGCACACAACCGUUUUCUCUGCAACACAUUUGCAGAGCAGCCAUCAGCAGCUGCACCACCUAUGAUGGCAUCAACAUGCUUCCCAUUCCAAAUGCUUUGAAAAAGCACCUGAAAGAAUACCACUAUAAGCAGAGAGUACGUGUACGGAGAAUGGACACCUGGUGGGAAUAAAGGCCAGCAGACAGAUUAUCUAAAAGCCACUAUUAAAUAAAUUUUAAUACAAGUCCCUGGACUGAACCGAACACUCUAUCUGGCUGUAUUAACCUCCACUACACUGUACUUAUUUAUUUAACUCCUGCUGUACAUGUUUUAGCAAUUGUACUAAACUACACUGAGACACUAUGUAAUCUCACUGAUCUUGUACACUCAAAGUUCUCUAUGCUCAAAUUAAACAAACUUAUUUAGA
Acanthopagrus latus (yellowfin seabream) is the source of this 2266-nucleotide messenger RNA. It is a transcript of the gene socs9, whose product is annotated as suppressor of cytokine signaling 9. Gene Ontology annotation, cellular component: phosphatidylinositol 3-kinase complex. Gene Ontology annotation, biological process: phosphatidylinositol phosphate biosynthetic process; intracellular signal transduction. The coding region runs from base 325 to 2031 and encodes 568 amino acids. Lineage: Eukaryota; Metazoa; Chordata; Actinopteri; Spariformes; Sparidae. Gene Ontology annotation, molecular function: 1-phosphatidylinositol-3-kinase regulator activity. The transcript has 2 exons. The record is from RefSeq and is a predicted model, not a curated record.